Molecule: messenger RNA, 1491 nt
Organism: Peromyscus californicus insignis
Lineage: Eukaryota; Metazoa; Chordata; Mammalia; Rodentia; Cricetidae
Product: sperm motility kinase Z-like
Exons: 1
Coding region: 1-1491 (496 amino acids)
Biological process (GO): intracellular signal transduction; microtubule cytoskeleton organization; protein phosphorylation
Cellular component (GO): cytoplasm
Molecular function (GO): ATP binding; protein serine/threonine kinase activity; tau-protein kinase activity
Source: RefSeq, a predicted model, not a curated record
AUGUCCAGUGAUACGGAGGAGGAGUCCUCAGAGCCCAGCACCGUGCCCAGCAUCUUUGGUGAAGAGGUAUUCACCAGGCAGUACACCAUCCUGAAGGCCUUAGGCCAGGGUGGCAGUGCGAAGGUCAUGCUGGCCCUGCAUCGUCUCACAGGUGCCACAAUCGCUGUGAAAGCUCUGGUGAAGCAGGAGAAGCGAUGUGAGCCGCCAGCGUCUGAAGUCGAUAUCAUGAGGAUGCUCAGACAUCCUAACAUUGUUUCCCUCCUGCAGGUGAUAGAAACAGAAUGGAACAUUUAUUUAAUUAUGGAAGUGGCUGAGGGAGAACAGCUAUUUAAUCGCAUCCAGAAGUCUGGAUGCCUGAAGGAAGAUGAGGCUAGAAGCAUAUUAGUUCAGCUGUUUAGCGCCAUAGGCUACUGCCAUGAUGAAGGCGUCGCUCAUAGAGACCUAAAGCCUGACAAUGUCAUAGUGGAUGAGCACGGAAAGGUGAAAAUUAUUGACUUUGGCCUAGGUGUCAGAUUCAGGCCUGGGCAAAAGCUGGAAAAGCCAUGUGGCGCCUUCCAGUUCAUUCCUCCUGAAGUCUUCCUGGGCUUCCCUUAUGAUGGCCCCAAAGCAGAUGUCUGGACCUUGGGGGUCCUCUUAUAUUAUAUGGUGACAGGGAUUGUCCCAUUUGCAGGGGACACCUUGUCAGAACUCAGGGAACAAGUUCUGCACGGGAGGUAUGACAUCCCCUAUCAGCUUUCCAAAGACUUAAGGAGCAUGAUCAGCCUAUUACUAACAGUGAAUUCGAGGCAGAGGCCAACUGUGCGGGACCUCAUGGGUCACCCAUGGCUUCAGAAAGGGGAAAAGAUGUUUACAAUUCAUUGCAAUGGAGAUACCAGCUGCCCAGACCUUGAAAUUAUGGCAGCCAUGCAAAACAUUGGGUUUGACGCCCAGGAUAUAAGACAGUCUUUAAAACACAGGAAAUUCAAUGAAACCAUGGCUGUAUACUACCUAUUGAGGUAUCAGGCAUGCCAGGACAAUGACAGUAAUGUCCACACAAAGGUAAUGAACCCAGGGACGACACCUUUCCCUUCCGUUGAAGACCCUGACAUGUUUUCCCUGCCCCUCAGGAGAAGGGCCAGUGAACCUUCUCUUCGGAUAUUAGUCUCACCCACAGAAAUCUCUGAUCAGAGUCAAAGGAAGGAGAUGGAUGACCCUGACCUGCCCGAGAAGACACCCAAUCUGGGCAGAAGUCACAAGCGCUCUAUGACUGCGCCGUGUAUUUACUUACCAAGAGACAUUGUGAUUGAUGUGGAAGACACCAGCUUCUCCAGUAGCUCCCAGUCAGAAAAGGCCUCAAGUGGUCCAGAACAGAGCAGAACUUCAACCUCAAGCUCCCUGCAGCCCAGGGGCUGGGCAGGAUGGAAGAAGAGGAUUCUGGCAUGCAUCCUCAGACUAUGCUGCUGCAUGUCACCACACAAAAGGUGUCCAAGGAAGGUGUACCCCCCAAAGUGA